UACAAUAAAAUAAUAUACAAAUUAAUUUAUGCGAUAUUAAUUUGCAAAUAAUAAAACGACUGUUUAGAUCAAGUUGCAUUUAUUAAAACUAAUGAUGAUGAAUUUGUCGCGGUAAAUUAUUAGUACUUAAGAUAUUUAUAGAAUUGAAAGAAUAUAUUAUAAUAUUAUUCAUAAAAAUGUCUGAUACUCCUGAGGUUUCACCAACGGAACAUAAUAAAGAUAUUGUUGAAGAUCAACCAAAUAAAAAUGGAGAUGGGGAUGAUGAUAUUUCCGCUAAAAUGACCGCGUCAUAUAGUGAGAUCUCAUUUAAUUCUGAUAAUGGUCAGAAUAGCGAUAUCAAAGCACCUGGUCCUUCCAGACCAUACGAUUUACCAUCAGAAAAUCGUAAGCAAGAAAAAAUGCCCUUAGACUUAGAUGGCCAUGUUCGUUAUGUUGGCGAUAUGACUCAUUAUGUGGCUGACGAUCUAGAAUUUAAGAUAAAACUAUCAAGUCCAGUAACUAAAAAAGGUGAAACACCAGUAUUUAGUAGUUCCAGUGCAUCACGCUCAAGUACACCUUCAGGAAAAUUGUACAGGCAGAUACUAGCACCACAAAUUGGACAGAUAGAUAUUACUGUUUUGAACGAUUUGGAACAUGAAGCUCAAAAAAUUGCGCAAUCUGUAGAUAACCUUAUAGAAAAUUUAUCCAGUAUUUUACAUUCCAAUUCUUCAUUGACCGCUGGAAAUAUGGAGGUAUAUAAGGAUGCUGUAGGGAAAACUUGUGAUGCUAUGGACAAUAACAUUAAAAGUAUGUACACUAUACUAGCAAAAGGGGAAGAAGUGUCGCAAGCUAUGAUACCUGUUCAAGCGCAAGCAGCUAGAAUAGCAGAAAUCAAGAGAUUAUUACAAAUAUUUGAAAGUUAUUUUUAAUUUGUUAUGAAAAUGUAUUGGAGUGUGUUAUAGCUUAUAAAUGUAUAGUUUAAAUCUGUGUGAAAGCUUUUAAUGUAAUAGUUUAAUAAAUAUUUUAUCAUA
This is a messenger RNA of Colias croceus (clouded yellow), 1010 nucleotides long. It is a transcript of the gene BORCS6, whose product is annotated as BLOC-1-related complex subunit 6. Lineage: Eukaryota; Metazoa; Arthropoda; Insecta; Lepidoptera; Pieridae. The coding region runs from base 177 to 908 and encodes 243 amino acids. The record is from RefSeq and is a predicted model, not a curated record. The transcript has a single exon. Gene Ontology annotation, biological process: lysosome localization. Gene Ontology annotation, cellular component: BORC complex.